AUGAAGGGCAUCGCAGGUCUUACUCUCCUGCCGCUGCUGGCAGCUGCAAAGCCUGUCAUCAAGGCAGACACCUUGAGCCACCAGAGCAUCGACAACGAUGCCGCUCCCCUCAUCUCGUCUGUCGAUGCUGAGACCAUCCCCGACUCAUACCUGAUCGCUUUCAAGGAUCACGUCGACCACCGUGAUGCCGCCGCUCACCACAACUGGGUGCAGGACAUCCACGAGCAGACGCUCAGCACCAAGCUCGAGCUCCGCAAGAGAUCGCAGGCUCCUUUCCUCGAGACUGUCUUUGACGGUCUCAAGCACACAUACAACAUGGCAGGCCUCAAGGGCUACUCAGGCCACUUCGACGAGUCCGUCAUUGACGCCAUUCGCAAGCACCCCGACGUAAUCCCAAGCCAUUCAGCCUAUGAGACCUUUACUGACUUGCUCUCACUCAGNGUCGCCUUUGUCGAGAAGGACCAGGUCAUGCACACCCUCGCCAAGUCCGAGGACCCCGCCGUCGAGAAAGGCGCUCCUUGGGGUCUCGCUCGUAUCUCGCACCGCGACAGCUUGACCUUCGGCACAUUCAACAAGUACCUCUACUCAUCCGACGGUGGUGAGGGCGUUGAUGUCUACGUUAUCGACACUGGCACCAACGUUGACCACGUCGACUUUGAGGGCCGUGCCUCCUGGGGCAAGACCAUCCCUCAGGGUGACGAGGACAAGGACGGCAACGGUCACGGCACUCACUGCUCUGGUACCGUCGCUGGUAAGAAGUACGGUGUUGCCAAGAAGGCCCAUGUCAAGGCCGUCAAGGUCCUCCGCUCCAAUGGCUCGGGUUCCAUGUCCGACGUCGUCAAGGGUGUUGAGUACGCUGCCGAGUCCCACAUCGAGCAGGUCGAGAAGGCCAAGAAGGGCAAGAGAAAGGGCUUCAAGGGCAGCGCUGCCAACAUGAGUCUGGGUGGUGGCAAGUCUGCUCUCCUCGACCAGGCUGUCAACGCUGCCGUCGACGCCGGCAUCCACUUCGCUGUCGCCGCCGGCAACGACAACGCCGACUCUUGCAGAUACUCNCCCGCCGCUGCUGAGAAGGCAGUCACCGUUGGCGCCUCCACUCUUGCUGACGAGCGUGCUUACUUCUCCAACUUCGGCAAGUGCAACGACAUCUUCGCUCCCGGCCUCAACAUCCUUUCCACCUGGAUCGGCAGCGAGACUGCCACCAACGUCAUCUCCGGUACCUCUAUGGCCUCUCCCCACAUUGCUGGUCUCCUCGCCUACCUCCUCUCCCUCCAGCCCUCCAAGAACUCUGCCUACGCUGUCGCUGAGAUCACCCCCAAGAAGCUCAAGGCUGACCUCCUCUCCAUCGCCACUGUUGGUGCUCUUGAGGACGUUCCCUCAGACACUGCCAACGUAAGUAACUGUAUACUUCUGUGUUUAUGCUCUUUACUGACAUCAAUCAGNAUCCUUGCCUGGAACGGUGGUGGUUCUGCCAACUACACCGAGGUCAUUGCCGCUGGUGGUUACAAGGUCAAGAACUCGCAGCGCGAGUACGGUCUUGAGGAGCUCAAGGCCAUCACCAAGACCGACUCUGCCCACAAGGCUUACAAGAAGGUCCAGGAGAUGGACGCAUCGGUCAUCCGCGAGGACAUGAGAGAGUCGUUCGAGGCUGCUCGCAAGGAGAUUGCCAGACUUACCGCCAAGCUCGAGUCCGAGAUUGACGAGUUCCUCGCAUCUUCUGAGUAA
Aureobasidium vineae is the source of this 1722-nucleotide messenger RNA. NCBI's taxonomy places the organism in Eukaryota, Fungi, Ascomycota, Dothideomycetes, Dothideales, Saccotheciaceae. The record is from the annotation of a GenBank genome assembly.